Haemonchus placei is the source of this 723-nucleotide messenger RNA. NCBI's taxonomy places the organism in Eukaryota, Metazoa, Nematoda, Chromadorea, Rhabditida, Trichostrongylidae. The record is from the annotation of a GenBank genome assembly.
AUGUUCGAUGGUUCUCGGAGUUGGAGCGUGCUGAGCAUUGAAGCGAGGAAGUUGUGCAGUAAGACUCACUCACUGCGUUCAUACUUCGCGAAUGUCGGUCCUGCAUUGCGUAUCGUUGGAAAUGAACGUCUCGAGAAGAUCGUAUUCAAUGAAAGCGUCAUAUUUACCAAAACACGUUAUCCUCCCGUGCUAUCGGACAUGGUUGUGAUUCGGGGUAAUAGGAAACUAUCAACGGAGGCGAUAAAUAAUAUCACCCAUAUUUUCCAUUCAUAUCGAUUCUUUGUUCCACGUGUGGGAGAGUGCGCUGUACCUGGACGAGUCAUCGACUUGUCUCAGCUGAAUUGCGAAAGCUACUAUGGAGACAUUGCGUUCAGUCAAGAUGUCGUUGGAGAACUACCUACCAUAGGUGGUAGUGUAGACGGAUGUCUUGUUAUCGAGGACACUCUGAUCCGCGAUAUCGAGUUCAUCAAAGAUUUUGACUUCAAGCCGGCUCAUAUCUGCAAAAACAGAAUCGUUAGAAAUAAGUACCUGUGUAUAUCAGAAGGUCUUGAAAAUCACUUAAGAAGAAAAAUGAACAUCACAAUCAGAGACAAUCUACCAAAAGGUUGCAGAAAAUGCGGGGCUGGCACGGCUGACGGGCCGCUUUCAUUGGCUAGAAGCCGGUGCGUAGACGUGCCGAUGAGUAGCGGCUUGUCAGUUCCGCCUCUUUCUCUGCAGUCGUAG